This is a messenger RNA of Gavialis gangeticus (Gharial), 2568 nucleotides long. Its product is annotated as DEP domain-containing mTOR-interacting protein-like. Lineage: Eukaryota; Metazoa; Chordata; Crocodylia; Gavialidae. The transcript is spliced from 9 exons. The record is from RefSeq and is a predicted model, not a curated record. Gene Ontology annotation, molecular function: protein binding. Gene Ontology annotation, biological process: intracellular signal transduction; negative regulation of TOR signaling. Bases 288 to 1484 code for a protein of 398 amino acids.
CAGCAGGUUACCUGCAUUUACCUGUCAGACCAUCCAGACCUGGCACCACCCACAGUGCCCAUGGGCAGGGACUCCUAAAACAGCUGCCCUCAGCCUAGUCCAGGUGCUCUUGUGCAGCUGGGAAGCCCUGCGGUUGCUCUGUAACCCGGAGAGGGAAAGGGCCAUCCAGAGGAGCUGUCAAAGCACUCCCGGAGUGACCCUGGCAGAGCCGGGGAGGCAGAGCGCUGCUGGCACACACGCUGAACACUGCCGCUCUGUGAGCACACCUCGCGUGCGCUGGGGCCAGGAUGGAGAGCAUUAGCAACGGCCUGAAGAAGAAAGCCACGGAGAGACAGCACAGGGCGGAGGUGAUGAUUGCCGGAGAGCAGCUGAGGCUUCGCCUGCAUGAUGGAAAACUCGUUAAGGACCGGCGGUACCACCUUCGAACAUAUCCCAACUGCUUUGUAGCAAAGGAGCUCACAGACUGGCUGAUUGACCACAAAGAAGCACCAGACCGCGAGACGGGAAUCCGCCUAAUGCAGAAGCUAAUGGACCAUUACAUCAUCCAUCACGUUUGCGACGAGCACUCGGACUACAAGGAUGCCAAGCUGCUGUACCGCUUCCGCAAGGACGACGGGACUUUCCCUCUCAACAAAGAUGUGAAGGUCUUCAUGAGGGGGCAGAGCCUGUACGAGAAGUUGAUCAGUGUGGAUGACUCGAUACUGAAGGCGAGAGAGGAGAACGCUGUGAAGUACCAGAGGACGUUCCUGGGCUGUGAGAUGAUCGACUGGCUCAUCAAAGAAGGGGAGACUGCCAACCGAAAGGAAGCGAUAGAGCUAGGCCGGGCACUGCUGGAGCAUGGGAUCAUUCAGCAUGUGUCCAGCAGGUACCACUUCUUUGACAGCAACCUCCUCUACCAGUUCCGGAUCAACUUCCGCCGGAGGCGCCGGCUCACGGAGCUGCUCAAUGAGAACUCGCCUCGGGCUCUGUCGGACAGCCCAGAUAGUCCCUUCUGCCUCCGGAAGCUCAACCCAGACCAAGGCAACACCAGCUUUCUCUCGGUACAGCCCAACAAGGAGAUAAAACUUGUCUCAGCUGUUCGCCGAAGCAGCGUCACGUCUCUGGCUGGAAGCUCCAACCCCUAUUUCAGUGCUACCCCCAGCUUGGGAUUCCUGCCAGCAACUGAAUGCAACCCCAAAUCAGUGUUAAAGAAGCCUGUCACCAACGAGGAGCUCCUGUCCCCUGGGGCGCCGUACAUCAAGAAAACGCUAACCAUUGUAGGGGAUGCUGUGGGCUGGGGGUUUGUGGUCCGAGGAGGGAGACCCUGCCACAUCCAGGCUGUGGACCCUGGAGGACCUGCUGCUGCAGCUGGCAUGAAGGUGUGCCAGUUUGUUUUCUCCGUGAAUGGAGCGUAUGUUCUGCAUUUGGACUAUCCGACCAUCAGCAGCCUCAUCAUGACGGGACCCCGAACACUUGUGAUGGAGGUCAUGGAAGCCGUGGAAUGAGCGGAGAAUUGUCUGCUCCUAAUCUCUGCUUCGAGAAAUAGCUCCCAAAGAGUGCCCAAAUCUCCCCUGUAUCCAGCCCUGAGCUGGGUAUCUAAGCUCCACAGAGGGGCAAGAGUUGAGAGACAUGCAGCGCUCAGCAUUUCAUUUUAGGUAUCUCUAGGUAACUCCCUGCUCAGCAGGAAGGGACCCAACCUGGUCUUUCACUCUCAGAGAUUGAUGUUUAGCCUGGUAUUAUGAUGUUUCUUAAUGCAAUUGGAAGUUAAUAGGACAGGUCUCAUGGCAUGGACUGGUAGUUCAGGGCUUCAUCCUUGGGGUCAGAGGGUAGGGCUCAACACUGGUGGUGAUCCAGAUCUUGACAGGGACCGCUCGUCAAGUCACAAAUCCAGUGAGACCUGAAUUCAUUUUGUCAUCUAGAGACUGGUAAGUAGCAAGAAGUUGGUUCAAGCCCUACUGUUCUGUGGGAUGCCCCCAGGCAGGAUAUCUGAGUCCCCCUCAACCCUCCUGUGCAAAGAGUUGAGUAGAGAUGCUUUUUUGGCAGCUGCGUGUGCACGUCCAGAUGAGCUGCUGAAUGGUGUUGCUGCCCAUGUCAGAAAGUAAAGGCUGCCCGGUUGCCUUUCCCGAUAUAUGAGAAAGCGCCACCUCUUCUGACUGAAACCUGACGUACUCCAAAGGGACAUUUCAUUUUUAUUUCGAAAGGUCCUUAGACUGUAUGGCCAAUGACUAAAAUUGUUAACUUUCUUUUAAAUGACUGUUAUUUGCGGUAUCUUUAAUGAAUAAGAUCUGUCGAGGUGACUCUCCUGUUAAGCGCAAGCGGUAAGAAAAUUCCCGCACCUGAGAAAAGAAGAUUGGAGACGAACAGAAAAGCCACAGCAGCGGAUGCAUUUCAUAGCUGGUCCUGUCCAAAUCUGUACCCAGAUGAAUUGCAAAAAUGUGUAUUUUGGUGAAGAUGGGUUUUUCACAUUCAGGUGAUUGAUCGCUGAGGGCACUCGCAUCUUCACAAAAUACUUAGCAAAUAUAUUCUUGUUUCUUUAGUGAGGCAUCUAACAACAUACUGGCAAUAAUACAAUAAAUGUCUUGUGUUAUA